GCAGGCUGCAGUCCUGCUCUUCACUGGGCGGCGGGCGCACGUGUCGGACCUUGUUCCUAAUACUUUGACUUAUUUAGGAACAAAGUAAAAUAAAGAAACUAAAAGUAUUCCAAACCUUUCCAAGUGAGACUUAAGAGUGACAUGAAGUGGCGUUGGGUGAUUUGGGGGGUUCUUCUGUCUUUGGGUUAUCAGUGCUGGAGCGAAACGGGUCUGGAUUUCCCAGAAUACGAUGGCAAGGACAGAGUUCAUCAGCUGACGGCUAAAAACUACAAGUCUGUGAUGAAGAAGUAUGACGUGAUGGUGAUCUACCUGCACAAGCCUGUAGGGGAGGACCGCAUGGCCAGAAAACAGUUCGAGGUGGAGGAGCUCGCUCUGGAGCUGUUAACCAGUCCCGCCGCCUUGACUUACCAGCUGGCUGCGCAGGUGCUCGAUGGUCUGGAUGACGAAGACAUCGGGUUCGGCCUGGUGGAUUCAAAGAAAGACAGAGCGGUCGCUAAAAAGCUGGGUAUGCUGGAGGUGGACAGCAUCUAUAUAUUUGCCGAUGAUGAAAUCAUUGAGUAUGAUGGAGCUCUGGCGGCCGAUACACUUCUGGAGUUUCUCUAUGAUGUGAUUGAGGAUCCGGUGGAGAUCAUCAGCAAUGACCGAGAGCUCAAAGGCUUUCACAACAUCGAGGAGGACAUGAAGCUGAUGGGCUUCUUCAAGAGCAACAAAUCCCCCUACUUUAUAGAGUAUGAUGACGCAGCUGAGGAAUUUCACCCCUUCAUCAAGUUUUUUGCCACCUUUGAGCCAAAGAUCGCUAAGAAAUUAAACCUGAAGAUGAACGAGGUGGAUUUCUAUGAGCCCUUCAUGGACAAACCCGUCACCAUCCCUGGAAAACCCUACAUGGAGGACGACAUCAUCAACUUUAUCGAGGACCACGACAGACCGACUCUGAGAAAACUGGAGCCCCACAGCAUGUAUGAGAUCUGGGAAGACGAUAUUAACGGACAGCACAUUGUUGCCUUUGCUGAGGAGUCUGACCCUGACGGUUAUGAAUUCCUAGAGAUCCUGAAGGAAGUGGCUCAAGAGAACACAGAGAAUCCAGAAUUAAGCAUCAUCUGGAUUGAUCCCGACGACUUUCCACUGAUGGUGCCGUACUGGGAGAAGACCUUCGGCAUUGACCUCUCAUCUCCUCAGAUUGGUGUGGUGGACGUCGAAAAUGCGGACAGUGUGUGGAUGGAGAUGGAUGAUGAAGAGCACAUGCCCACCGCAGACCAGCUCGACGCCUGGAUAGAAGACGUGAUGACUGGAAACAUCAACCCUAAUGAUGAAAAUCAGUAUCACGAUGAUGAUGAUGAAGAUGAUGAUGAUCAUGAUGAUGAAGAUGAUGAUGAUCAUGAUGAUGAUGAUGACGACGAAGAUGAAGAUCAUGAUGAUGAUGAUGAUGAUGAAGAUCUUGAUGAUGAUGAUGAUGAAGAUCUUGAUGAGGAUGAUGAUGAUGAUGAAGAUCAUGAUGAUGAUGAUUAAUCAGUUCUUCAUCUCUCUCAGGCUUCAUCUCUCCAUCAUUGGCUCAUGUUUGUGACUUUAUGAACUCGUCAUGUUCGUGUCAUCGCAGGCUGAGCUUCUCUCCUGUGCCAUCUGGAGGACGCUGUCAUCAUUUCAUCUUAUCUCAUUGUUUAAAAGCUGAUUCUAAUGAAUAAUAAAGAUCCUACUUCAGGAUCACUGCAAUAAAUCAGGGGAAAAAAACUGCACUGACAUCUGUUGAUCAGCCUUCCACUCGCAGGCUGUUGUUUAUGGAGGUUUUAUUGCAGGAUAAAUGACGCUCAAUGGAAAUUCUUAGCCUUCCAUCAUCUGGAAUGUCUCAAAUAAAAUUAAAAGAAAAAUAAAAUAAUCCCUGUUUCUGGUUCAACACAAUGCAACAAGAGGAGAACAGUGAUUAAACUUUGGCUCUGUGUU
This is a messenger RNA of Danio rerio (zebrafish), 1935 nucleotides long. NCBI's taxonomy places the organism in Eukaryota, Metazoa, Chordata, Actinopteri, Cypriniformes, Danionidae. The record is from RefSeq and is a predicted model, not a curated record.